AUGGAGCAAUGGGGCAAGGUCCGGCGACUUGAUGGUGGCGACACAAUGCUUGCAGCAGGGCUUAUAUCACACCAGCGUGAUUCACGAGAUGCCACAUUCGUACGAUAUGAGACUCUUGUAGACAAACAUGCCCAUCAAUGCAACCUACCACCCACUUAUGAGAAACAAACAUUCUAUGGACGUCUGCAUCAUAUUUUCGUUGUUCACAUUCCAUUUACUCUGGCACUCAAAGUUGAUGGGCCAACAACCAUUUUCCUCACUGCAUUGUCGACGUGCAAACUCAAACCCACCCCUUCAAGCUUGUCUUCUCUCGACAUCCACUUUUACAGCAACCUCAAUGAUGCAUUAGACAUUGUGGAUAUUGUUUGCUUGCAAUGUCUCGUUGGUCGUAUGCCCAUUGAUGGAGGACGGCAGUGGGCAAUCAUUGACCGAAGUGGAAAUCUCGCUCGUGCAGUUUUUGAGGAUUGA
This is a messenger RNA of Suillus clintonianus, 468 nucleotides long. RefSeq lists its product as uncharacterized. Bases 1 to 468 code for a protein of 155 amino acids. The record is from RefSeq and is a predicted model, not a curated record. The transcript is spliced from 2 exons. NCBI's taxonomy places the organism in Eukaryota, Fungi, Basidiomycota, Agaricomycetes, Boletales, Suillaceae.